AUGACAUCAUCAGCUAGCAGUCCUUCAUCUUCUUCAUCUCCAAUUGUACCAUCAUCAACUAUUGAUACUCCUGCUACAUCGUCUCCUCUUGUACUUUCAUCUGCAAUAAAAACUAAUCGAAAAUCAUCUGUAUCAUCAUCAUCAUCAUCAACAACAACUAUAUCAUCAAAAGUAUCUUCUCUUCAUUGUGGUUGGUUACAAAUAAAUAAACUUUAUACACCAUAUGUAUCAUUAAGUGCAACAAAUCAUCAUUUAUAUAAAAUUCCUGUUAGUCUUUUAACAUUUUAUGAUCUACUUAAAAAUUCAAAACCAGAAACAAUUGAUUCAAAAGAUUCUUUAACACCAUAUGGACAAACACUUAUAACAUCACAAGAAAUUGAAUUAAUUAAUGAUCUUUGUAUAAAACAACAUAUAAAACCAUUUGCUGUUGAUACAAAACUUAUACAAUUAUCAACAUUUUAUGAAUAUUGUUCAGCAAAUAUACUUUUUGUUAAAGAAUUACCAAUUAGUGAUCCAAAAGCAUCGAUUUGUAAAGAAUGGUCAUCAAUUGUGCAAAUCAAUGGUGGAAUUUGUCGUUUACGUAAUAUAGCAACAUUACAUGAACAAACUGUACCAUUUAUUGGAAAUAAUCUAUUAAAAAAUUUUAUUUUAUCAUCACAAUGUUUAUCAACAGCAUCAUUAUCAAAACCAACAGUUGCUGAACUUGAAUUUCUUCAACUAAUACUCUUUUUUAGUAAUAUGUCAAUUAAUUUAUGCAAUGCACAAUUAAUUGAUAUUGAAUCUGUGCAAAAAGAAUAUAAUGUAGAUUUGAUACUUUUAUUCAAUGAUAAAUUUCCAUUGAAUGUACUCAAUUAUCAACAACAAGGUAAUCGAUCAAAUGCAACAGAAGGAUCAAUGGCACCAGCAAAUUCAACAGCAACAACAAAUACGAUUGCUGAAUCAACACCGCCUCCAUCUCCACCAUCUCCUGCAACGACUCAACCACAAUCAAAUAGUACAUCACAAUUACCAUUAACAUCCUCUAGUAAUCGUUUUCAUAAAACAAUUCAAUUUCAUGGUCAUCCAGUAACGGCAUAUAUAUGUUCUGGGCUUGGAUCAAGUUCUCAACGUGAAUGUGUUUCAAUAAAAUCUCUAUGUAGUAUUCUUUAUCCAAAUUCUACAUCAAUGGAUAAAUUAGAAGCAACAAUGCUUCGUUUAUUACGAACAAAAAAUAUCAAUCGAUUUCGACCACAAAAUCAACAAUCAAUAGGUUUUACACGGCUAAUUGAUAUAAAAGAUGCGGAAAAACAUUGGAAUUUUAUUGAACAAGAAAUGCAUUCAACGUUUAAUGCUAAUGAAGAAGUCAAUAGUCGAUCAAGUAUUUCAUCCGUAUCAAAUGAAAAUUUAAAGGCAAGUACAGUGGAGAGAGUAGAUAAUGAUGAACAGCCAUCACUAGAACCUUCUGUCGAAACAAAUAAUGAUGAACAACCAUCACUAGAACCUUCUGUCGAAACAAAUAAUGAUAAACAACCAUCACUAGAACCUUCUGUCGAAACAAAUAAAGGUGGAAAACGAUCGUUGGAUGAAUUAUUAGAUGAAGAAGAUACACCGAUUUCAGAACGAAUUAAUAAACGUGUACGAUUUGCAGAAAAAGAAAAUGAUGAACGAUUGUCUGAAAUAUCUAAGGAUCAAACGUAUCAAUUGGAAAAUGAUAAAACAAUAGAUGAUGAUCAAUCAACUGAUAAAAAACAAGCUAAACAAUUAACUUCAGCAAUAGAUACUAGAAAACGAAGAUUACCUUCAAGUCGAACAAAAAAGAAAUCAAAAGCAGCAUGGGUCAGAAAAUAUGAUAUUGAAGAUUUUUGCAUUAAAUUGAAUCAAUAUGAUGCAAUGUUUGAUAUACAAAAAGAUUAA
Molecule: messenger RNA, 1893 nt
Organism: Rotaria sp. Silwood2
Lineage: Eukaryota; Metazoa; Rotifera; Eurotatoria; Philodinida; Philodinidae
Source: the annotation of a GenBank genome assembly